Prorocentrum cordatum is the source of this 2229-nucleotide messenger RNA. The record is from the annotation of a GenBank genome assembly. Lineage: Eukaryota; Dinophyceae; Prorocentrales; Prorocentraceae.
GGAUCCUCGUACCUACGGCCGCACCCGGCCUGCGUGCUGGGCGUCUUUUUCGUCGCCAAGAAGGCCGACAAGGUCAGGCUGAUCGUCGACUGCCGGCGAGCCAACCAGCUGUUCGAGAAGCCUCCCGGGGUCGCCCUCCUGAGCGGCGAGGGGCUGUCCAGGGUGGAGAUCGACGACCCCGAGAACCUCCUGGAGGGCCUGCCGGUCCACCUCGGCGUCGGGGACGUCGCGGACCUCUUCCACAGGACGAGGUUGGUGAAGACGGCGGGGGGCGACAUUCGGCGUUACUUCUGCUGGCCGCCCCUCGCGUCCAAGUACGCUGGCAUCUCCGAGGUCGACGGCGCGGCUGUAAGGCCGGGCGAGAAGAUCUGGCCCAUGUGCGCGAGCCUCCCGAUGGGUCUCUCGUGGUCGCUGCAUUUUGCCCAGACCGCGAACGCCCAGCGCCUGGGUCGCCAGCCCGCGCUGCGGCAGAGCCAGGAGAUCUCGGACCGGGGGCCCCCCCUGGUCCUCGGCGGGCCGUCGGCCUCGGCAGGAUCAGGCCACUACAUGUGCGUCGACAGCGCUGGCGUGCUCUCCUUUGACGGCGACCUGGUGGGCCGCGCUCUGGCAGAGGAGGCCCAGAGGGACUUCGACGCCGACGCGCUGCGCUUCCACGAGAUGGAGGUCUUCGACCACGGCGGGCCCUCCCUGGGCUGGCAUCUUGACGGCGACGCCCGAGUCGCCCGGCCCAGCGACAAGCGCUUUGUUCUGGUGCGCCGCGGCGUCCGGGCGCUGCUUCGGCCGAGGAAGGUCUCUGGCUGGCAGGUCGAGGCCGUCCUCGGACACGUCGCUUUCCUGUGUCUGAUGCGUCGGGAGCUCCUCUCGAUCUUCCACGCGGUGUAUCGUUUCGUUCGGGGGUCCUGCGCGAAGUCCCAGCGGCUGUGGGACUCGGCUCGGGAGGAGCUCAGAGCUUUCCUCGGGGCCAUGAUCUUCGUCGAGUCCCUCUGGUCGCUUCGUGGCGUGGCCAAGGUCGGGCGCGUGCCGGAGCUCAGUCGCCACCGCCUGGGCGGCACCCGGGCCCGCGAGCACGCCGUCGAGGUCGCCGGCUUCAAGGUGGGCCCUGAGAGCGGCGACGUGGAGCGCGACUUCCUCGGCCAGCCCGCGCGGCUCGACAGAGAGGCGAGGGAGAUCCUGGAGGCGGCGCGGCGGGGGCACAAUGAGGAUUUUGCUGAGGUGCCCAGCCGCCUCCUUGCCGGCGACCGCUGGCACGCGAUUCUCGCUGAUCGUUGGCUGCGUGCCGACGACAUUUUGCUCCUCGAGGCCAGGGCGGCGGUCAAGGCGACCCGCGUGCGCGCCUUGGCCCUGGAGCGGGGUCUGGCCAGCAGCCUGGCGUUGUGCAGCCGUACUCUGGAGCAGGGCAGGCCCGAACGUCGCGCGGGCUUCGCCCGAGCGCAGACGACGGAGGCUUUCCUGGGCCAGGUGGCGGACGAGAUCCCCGGCAGGUUGGCCAGGGCGCCAGGCCCGGCCGACCCAGGCGUCCCCGCGGACAUCGAGGGAGAGGACGGCAGCGAGAGCGACGACUCCUCGGACCCCGAGGAGAGGGCGGCGACAGCGGCCCGCCAGAGGGCUUUGCGGCGGCGCGGGAAGAACCACGUGCGCCAGUGCUUCAGCGCCCUGAUGGGCGCGGCUCGGUCCGUGACCGAGGCAGCUGCUACCCAGUGCCGCCAGCGCGCCCUCGCCUUCUUGAGCUGGGGCCCCUUCUCAGAGGCGGUGCUGGAGGCGCCCGCGCGCCUGAACGUCGCCCUGGCCGACUUCAUGAACCGCGAGUUCGAGCAGGGUCACAAGGGCUGGAGGGGAGAGAAGCCCCUGGCGGGCAUCAUCUUCCAUUCACCGCGCUACGGGAAGAACGGCUACGACAAGCUGCCGCGCACCCUGCGCGCGCUGAAGGGAUGGCGCAGAGCGUCGCCAUCUCGCUCGAGGAGGCCCUUGACAGUGGGCAUGUGGGUGUCCAUUGUGGUGGAGAUCGCGAGGCUGGGUUUCCUGAUGGCCGCAGUGCUAACCUUGAUCAUGGUGGAGGGGUACCUGCGCCCCGGGGAGAUGCUGGGCCUGACGCCGGCAUCGUUCCUGCCACCCGCCCCUGGCGGGGUGGCCACGUGGGCCCUCCUGCUCUUCCCGCAGGAGGGCAACCUGCGGUCCAAGACCGGCGAGAGCGACGACAGCAUCCCCCUGGACUCGAGGAGAUUCGGCUAG